CCCCACCCCGGUCAAUCACUUCUCAUCCACCGCAUCAUCAUCUCCUUCAAUCUACUACGAUCUACACGCACCACGCCAGAUCGACGUCGACCAACGCGCUAUUGUCAACUGCGCGACGCGAUCACUCCCCUCCACUCACGCCCCCACACGUCCCACCCCAUCCCACGCACACUACCUAGGGGUCAGUGUCUCGUCGUCCUCGUGCUGCCACUGCAGGCACCGCAUAUCAUCGACACUGGCCAGACCAGCCAGUCUCGACUACAUAGGACGCACUCCUCCUGUGCUCCCUGCUCUACUCGACCGAUUCACAUCUCGGCGUGUUACACUCACACACUCGGCCCGUUGCGACCACCACCACAACCACAACAUCGCUCGUUGGCAUCCAGCACGUAUAGAACGCACAGCGCGCACAGCAGCAGCACACUCCUCCCCGCGCCAUGUCGUGCGCCUCUGGCCUCCCCGGCGUCCUGCUCAUCCUGGCCGCGUGUGUCGUCCUCGCGCUUGUAUCCUUCAACACCCCGCUCCUCAAGACAUUCUACUUUCUCGAGGCCAACUUUGCCAACGGCGACUAUGCGGGCAGCCUCAGGCUCGGCACGCUGGGCUACUGCCUCACCCAGAGCGGGUCAGAGAACUGUGUCGGCCCUCAGGUCGGCUACAACUUUGACCUAAACACUAUUCUCAACGUCAAGCUGUUCAACAUCCCCAGUGUCAUCUCAAAGGCACUGACAUACACGCUCAUCCUCCACCCGAUCGCCCUGGCUUUCGCGGUCAUCUCGCUGAUUUGCGGCCUGCUUGACCUCAUCCCUGGCUUCAGCGUGCUGUGCUUCCCGACGUGUUUCGCCGGCAUCGCGGGAGGCAUCACGCUCAUUGCCUUCAUUUUCGACCUGGCCAUUUUCUUCAUCGCCAAGUCGAGAAUUCAGAGCGUCAGCGGCGCGUCAGCCAACGUUGGCGCCGCCGUGUGGAUGACGCUCGCCGGAUGGCUGCUGUGCGGUUUCGCAGGCUGUGCUUGGGGCAUGGCCGGCUGCUGCUGCUGCGGAGGCGGUGGACGCAGGGACAACAACAACGGCCGCCGUCGCCGUGACAAGGAGAUGGACGACUACAACCGUGACACGGACAUGAGACUCCAGGCCCUCCGUGACGACCAGCGCCGCCAGAAGGAGCAGGACCUGCCCAACUUCCAGCCGUACGAGCGCGUGCCCCAGAAGGAGGACCACGAGGACAAGUAUCUGUACGACGACUCUCCCGCGUCAUCCCAGCCCAGGCCGCUUCGCCGCGACGGUUCGGUGCUCCAGGGCGUGGGUGUUGGGUACGGUCGCAAGCAAGGCACCCCGCAGAACGGUUACGGCGGUGGCCCCAACGACUACGGUUACGGACAGCAGGGCCUCGCGCCGCAGCGCCAGCCUUCGACCGGUAGCAGCUAUAUGACUGCCGGCGCGGCUGGUGUUGGUGCUGGCGGCGGCGGUGUCGACCAGCCUCACCGCGGUGGACACGACUACAACCAGAACCAGGGCUACGAAGAGUUCAACGACAACUACAACUACAACCAGGGCCAAGGCCAAGGCCACGGUGAUUACUACAACGACCCCUACGGCCAGCAGCAGCAGCCGCAGCAACACUACAACCAGCAGGGCUACAACGACCCGUACGGCAACCAGCAGGGAUACGCACCGCAGGCCGCCGCGCCUCAGGGCGGGCACGACUACUACGCGGGCGGAGCCGCUGUUGCCAGCCGAGCUCCCGCAUCGGCCGAUUCGCAUGGGUACCACGACCCGGGACCAGUGGUCAACCCCGCUGACCCGUACCACCACGCGUACGAGGACGACGGACUGGGCGGUAUCGGACGUGCGGCAACAAGUCCCGCGCAGGAGCGCGAGUACACUGGUCACCAAGGCUUUGGGUACACUACUGCGCAGCAGCAGGGGCAGCCGGCGUCGCCGAUCCAGGUGCCGACACCACAGCACCUGGUUAACCCUCAGCAGUCGAGCCUGUUGAACCGCCAGCACUCGGUGUCGUCAGAGUACAGCCAGGGCCAGGAGCACAUCACGUCGCCGACCGGAUACGGAACGUACGUCGGCGCCGCGUACCCGCCCGUUCCGCCGCCGGUGCAGAUGCCGACGGCGCACGAGGUGGACGAGGUGGACGAGGCGCCCAGACCGCCGAGCUACGGCCAGGUUGCCGGCGCGUCGACGUACCAGCCACCACCAGAGAAGAGCAGCUCGGCUGUGAGGCAGUAGGGGGGUGAUACAGGAAACACGGGGCAUAGAUGCGUGUAACGCGUAAUGUUCACGGAGACGACGACCGUCACGAGGGGUGGAGUUUGUACUGUACUGCGAUUAUGCUAGCGGAUGCACGACUGCAAGGAGA
Molecule: messenger RNA, 2364 nt
Organism: Vanrija pseudolonga
Lineage: Eukaryota; Fungi; Basidiomycota; Tremellomycetes; Trichosporonales; Trichosporonaceae
Product: pH-response regulator protein palI/RIM9
Exons: 3
Coding region: 438-2234 (598 amino acids)
Cellular component (GO): growing cell tip; plasma membrane; cell division site
Source: RefSeq, a predicted model, not a curated record